AAUACUAUGGAAGGGUAAAUUAUGCCCCCCCUCGCUCAUCCAGCCAAUGAGAGAAGAUGUAGGCGUGACUUAACGCGCGCACUGUAUAAAUGUAGGGCCGCUCGCUCUGCGCGUGACCGACGUUCCUUGUUUUGGGUUUGGCGGAUUAACCGAAACAGAAAAUCACUGCUUCAUUAGAGUGCCAUGGCACGUACCAAACAGACUGCCCGUAAAUCCACUGGUGGUAAAGCCCCCAGGAAGCAGCUGGCCACCAAGGCGGCCAGGAAGAGUGCGCCGUCUACAGGUGGAGUCAAGAAGCCCCACAGAUACCGUCCAGGAACUGUGGCUCUUCGUGAGAUCCGUCGGUACCAGAAGUCCACAGAGUUGCUGAUCCGCAAGCUUCCGUUCCAGCGUCUGGUUCGUGAGAUUGCUCAGGAUUUCAAGACCGACUUGCGUUUCCAGAGCGCUGCCAUUGGCGCCUUGCAGGAGGCAAGCGAAGCAUAUCUGGUGGGUCUGUUUGAGGACACCAACUUGUGCGCCAUCCACGCCAAACGUGUCACCAUCAUGCCCAAAGACAUCCAGUUGGCCCGUCGAAUCCGUGGAGAGCGUGCUUAAACUUUACCAUUUACUCAACUUUUUUUUUUUUUUUUUUUGUGUGUGUGAAGGAAUAUAUGAGGGAGGGGUUUGUUGUGUGGGGGGGUUGGGUGGGAGGGGCAUUGGGGUUCUUACACUCUUGACUAUAAAUGCCUGUGUAGUUUAAGUUUAUUUUUUUUUUUGUAAUUUUUUUUUUUUUUUUUUUUUGGUAGUUGCGGUAGGGGAGGGGGUAUCUUGUGGUUCAAGCUGAUAGUAGGGGGGGCAGCGUCAGAACAUUCCGGGAGCUCCUCAGGGUUUUAAAGUUUGUAUUUUAGACUUUCAUAUACCUCUGCCUAGUCUGCAUGCUUCAUGAUGAAUUAGAAUGUGUCCAUUUUAUUUCUAUCGUUAUUAUAUUGGGUUUCUCUUCUAUUGUGGCCAUUUGGUUGUAAAUAAACUUUCCACUACCUCAA
Messenger RNA from Ctenopharyngodon idella (grass carp), 1022 nucleotides. It is a transcript of the gene h3f3d, whose product is annotated as H3 histone, family 3D. The record is from RefSeq and is a predicted model, not a curated record. NCBI's taxonomy places the organism in Eukaryota, Metazoa, Chordata, Actinopteri, Cypriniformes, Xenocyprididae. Gene Ontology annotation, cellular component: nucleosome. Gene Ontology annotation, molecular function: DNA binding; protein heterodimerization activity; structural constituent of chromatin. The coding region runs from base 184 to 594 and encodes 136 amino acids. The transcript has 4 exons.